Oncorhynchus nerka (sockeye salmon) is the source of this 1633-nucleotide messenger RNA. Its product is annotated as butyrophilin-like protein 10. The record is from RefSeq and is a predicted model, not a curated record. Gene Ontology annotation, molecular function: signaling receptor binding. Bases 186 to 1109 code for a protein of 307 amino acids. Lineage: Eukaryota; Metazoa; Chordata; Actinopteri; Salmoniformes; Salmonidae. Gene Ontology annotation, biological process: regulation of cytokine production; T cell receptor signaling pathway. The transcript is spliced from 5 exons. Gene Ontology annotation, cellular component: external side of plasma membrane.
UGUUACAAGGAAAACUGUUUCUCUUGUCGGACACCUCAUUUACUUUUUCCUCUUCGCUCAGGAGCAUUUUACACAGUGUACAGUCAACUCCAAGCUACUUUGUUGUUUCAUUUUCUAUCUUGUUUUCCAUCCUGCUUUCCAUCCUGUUUUCCAUCUUGUUUUCCACCAGAAUCCUGCAGAGUCCAAUGGCCAUCCUGAUAUUAAUCAGUAUUUUGUUGUUGCCUGCACCAGCUGCAUCUGAGAAUGAAGUCACUGGGAUUAUAGGAGAGUCUGUUCUCCUGUCCUGUGACCUGAAAUCAUCCACGGCCAUCGACACAGCAAGACUCCGGUUCCAUUGGCAAGACAAGUCCGAAAGAGUGUUGUACUCGUUCAACAAAGGAGAAGAGAAUCAACAUCAGGAUAGCUUUUACACAAACAGAACUAAAGCCUUUGUGUCUGAGAUGAGUUCUGGGAAUAUCUCUAUCAAACUCAGCCAAGUAACACUUGAAGACAACCGGAAUGUCUACAGUGCUUUCGCUACACUGUUUGGCGAGAAUGAUAAGCAUAUCCACACGUGUCCCACUACCCUACUUGUGGCAGCACGGUUCCCGACACCCAGUGUGACUGUGAACAAGACAAAUAUGAAUGCCACGUGUUCAACCCAGGGGGGAUACCCACAACCAAUGGUCACAUGGACCAUCCAGGACCGUGGGAACCUCACUCUGGACCCGUGGGAAGUACAGACCAAUAUUACUCUGGAUUCUGAAAGUGGACUGUACAGCGUCUGGAGCCAAGUGAAUAUAACAGAAAAUCAGACGGUGACCUGCCAUAUCUUCAACCCCGUUCUGAGAGAGACUGUGAGCAACACAACCAUCGUCAGCCCCAGCAUUAACACUGACCCUGCAGGUGAUGAUCAGGAAGGCUUUACUCCCAUCAUUAUCACAAUAGUACUGAUCAUUCUAGUAUUGAUUCUGUUUUCCAUCGGGGGUUAUUUUGUGUACAAAAAACGUUGUGGAGCCAGCGGUGGAACCAUAAAAGUUGAAGGAAAUAACCAUCAAAGAAAUGGUCAUGUUGAGACAGAGCUUUUGGACAGGUGUAGCCGGGCACCAGACAAUCUAGAGGCAGACUGAUGGGACAUUUCUUUAUAUACAGGUCCACAUAUUGGACAUAUCGGUGUACUGUAUCCCAACGAAAUCUACCUCUUCUAAUUGGAAGUAUUUGCAUGUUUUUUCAAAUAUUUUCUUAUUAAUUAGAAAAGCGUUAGAACGUCUACAGUAGAAUAAUGGUAAAUAAUGUGUCUGGAAAUGUUCUACUGUAGAAGUUCUAAAUCAUGGGAGUAUUUAAAAAAUACAUUACAAUUUUAAAGUACUUCUUUAUUCAAAUAAAAAAAAAUCCUAAUAUUUUCUCACAAAUGUCUUGGAAAGUACUUGAAAGGCCCUACAGUAAAUAGUUUACCGUGAAUGCAGGAACGAUGCAUUUCAUUUCCACUAAUGCGGAUCUUCAGUGGUCCAGAUUGAAUCCAGGCCUAAAACCAUGUAAACCUCAACACACUGGUACAGUUGUGAACUCUCAGACUGACUUAGGAGGAGACAUUUUCACUCUGCUAAACAGACCUCACUGUGUUCAACAUUAGGGACAGAUGCUACAGAUCUGU